CUCGAUGCUGAAUGUUGGAGUGCAAUGGCGGCGUGCCGGGGAUCCUCGUCGAAAUGGUUUUUCACCCGGGAGCAGCUCGAAACCACGCCGUCCCGCCGCUGUGGAGUAGAACCGGACCGGGAGCUCUCUUACCGACAACAAGCGGCGAACCUGGUCCAAGAUAUGGGUCAGAGACUCAACGUCUCUCAAUUAACAAUUAAUACAGCCAUUGUUUACAUGCAUAGAUUUUAUAUGCACCACUCUUUCACCAAAUUCCAUAGGAAUAUAAUGUCUCCAACCGCCUUGUUCUUGGCCGCGAAAGUGGAAGAGCAACCUCGGAAACUCGAACAUGUGAUCAAAGUGGCACACGCUUGCCUAAAUCCUCAAGAACCGCCUCUAGACACGAAGAGUAAUGCAUACCUCCAGCAAGCUCAAGAGCUGGUGAUACUUGAAUCCAUAGUGCUGCAGACCCUGGGCUUUGAAAUUACUAUUGAUCACCCACACACUGAUGUGGUGAAAUGUUCCCAGCUAGUGCGAGCAAGCAAGGAUCUGGCACAGACUUCCUAUUUCAUGGCGACCAACAGUCUACACCUCACCACCUUCUGCCUCCAGUACAAGCCCACAGUGAUCUCCUGUGUGUGCAUCCACCUGGCAUGCAAGUGGUCCAACUGGGAGAUCCCAGUUUCCACUGAUGGGAAACACUGGUGGGAGUACGUGGACAACUCUGUUACCCUCGAGCUGCUGGACGAGUUGACCCACGAGUUCCUGCAGAUUCUGGAGAAGACGCCCAGCCGGUUAAAGAGGAUACGCAACUGGAGGGCAACACAAGCUGCCAAAAAGCCCAAAGGUGACAGCUCUCAGUUGAACGACAACCCGUUUCCCGGGCCUUCCAUGCUCCAGGAUCACGGCGAUUUGCCGCUCGCCGCCAACUCGAGCUUCUCCAAAGCGAGCGGCGCCUUCGGCGUUGCCAUGCCCGACCAGUCCGGAGCCGCGUCCCUGGACGCCUUGGCCGGGCCGUACAACCCGGCCAGCCACAGCGAGUGGCCGCUGGUCAACCAGAGCCAAGCCGGUUACCCGUCUGCCUGUAUAAAGCAGGAGCCCCUCAGCAUCCCUCUCCAAGAGCCGGCGUACAGAACUGAGAAAACGCUCGACUUCCUCCCUGUCAAACAGGAACAAAAAGGCGCCGGCGGAAGCGGAGCGGGCAAGCAUCCUCCGCCCCCGCCGCCGCCGCAACCGUCUCUGGCUCCAAAGCUGUCGUUGGACAAAUACCGAGAGAAACACGCCGCGGAGCUGGCCGUCUCUGGGCAGAAACGCAGCCAGGAACAGCAUGGAGGAGGACUGGAUUUCGAUAACAGGGGCGAUAUGGCAUCUUCCUCCUCUUCUACCUAUGCAUCCUCCUCUUCUGCGAGCCAAGCGGACCACAGGAAGCAUUCGCAGCCCCACCAAGCGUCCCACGGGGUCCCCGCCGACUCCCCGAUGAAAAUCAAGGUUCCCUCCUCCUCGACUUCAGGGCAAGAGAGACGCCACCACGGCGACAAGCGGGACAAAGGCUCGCUGAAGCUCCGCCUGGCCGUCCCCGGCUCCGGCGACGGCUCCCAGCCGGACCGAAGCGGACAGCCGAUCAAAGACGAGCUCAAGAUGAAGAUCAAAGUCUCGUCGUCCGAGCGCCACAGCUCGUCGGACGAAGGCGUGGCCAACAACCUCAAGAGUAAACAUUCCAGCCCCCUGGUGGGCAAGGAGAAGCAACACCGCGGCGCCGACCACGGCCUCCAGCGCCACCACAAGCACAGUCACCCGCACACGCACAGCGGGAACGGCGGGGCGGGCCCGCUCCGGGGGCCGCCGGGACCGCUCGGCGCGGAAGGGACCGGGCUCCCUCCGCCCGGCUCCGCCUCCUUGUUGUCGUCGCGCAAAAGGGUGUACCCGGAGGGCCACAACCACCACGCUUCCUCCUCGCUCUCCACUUCAUGCUCCAAAGUGAACAAAAUCUCCAAGGGUGGCACUGGUGCUGCAGGUGGGCUGCGGACCUCUCAGCAGUACCCUCCUCCUAGCGAAUCGCCACAUGAAGUGGGAGAGCAGAGACACUGAGUCCGCCGCUCUGCAGCCAUGGCCAGCCCGUGGAAAUGGCAACAAAACUACCCACACAGCUCAGACUAUGCUCACAUCCCUGUUAAGUGCCCUAAGGAAAUAACUCUUUGUCGUGAUAAACCCUUUACUGAAAGGCAAAAAACAAAAAACAAAAAAUGAAGACGAGUAUUGUUGGACAUCUCACUUUCUGAGACGAGAAAGAAAAAAAUUAUGCUUCCUGACUGUCGGAUGUCUGGGCCGUGACGCCCAGUCCUGUCUUUCCGUCGGUGUUGAAUCGCUGCUCGGUUCUCCUUCCUCCUCAGUCGAGUCUAGGAAUGUGCAAAAGCGGGCGUUUUCCCCGCGUGGGCGAGGGAAGUCUUCCCUGCAUUUCAGAUCUCCACGUGGAGAGCAAAAAAAGUAUUACAAGUACUAUACGGCAUGGAAGGUGCACCUUUUUUUUAUUUUCAUCUAUAUAUAUAUUUUUUAACAUUUAAUUUAAUUGAAUCACAUUUUCUGCAGUCGUAUGGAGGGAGCCAGCGGCCGGCUGGGGAGGGCUUCACGUCGUUUGCCGGCAUUCCAUUUAGUAAUGUUGAUGGAUUCAAAUAAUUAUAAUUUUCUCUUUCUCUUUUUUUCCGGUGUAAAGUUUCAUCUCCUCAAUUUCUUUCUCGUUGUGAUUUCUUUUUAUACUUCAGUACUGUGCGUACGAUUUGCAUGUUUCAAUCAACGGGAUUUAAAAGGCGAAUGCGUACUUGCUGCUUACAGAAAGUGGAGAUAAAUGUACAUACGUUUUUGUAUGUUUAAAGACGAAAACAAAGCUAUACCAUGACUACUCAGGUUUGGAGCUGCUUGUAAGUAUAACAAGAUAACUAUAAUACCGAUGAAAUACUUUUAUUUUGUUGAUCGACUGACUGGGCGUCAUCGGGUGAAUGAGUGCAUUGUUCCAGUGGCGUGUGUGUGUGCUUCUACCCACCUUCCUGUAGGGGGUGCUGUUCCUUGCGUUUCCAUCACAGGGAACAUUAGUUGCUGCCCUCGGUAACGGAGGCACAUCGAACUACUUAUCACAUCAGAGCCAUGCAAUUUGUACCAAAAAAAAUCAUUAUUUUUGGGACCUAUAAUUAACCUUAAGCUGGAUGCCAAAGGUUGUGCCUCAAAAAGAAAUUUAAAAAACGACUGACACCAACACUAGUAGUGUGCUAUUAAAGUUGACAUAACCCUUUUUACUUUGAAGUGCACCAUACAUACUUUUGACAUGAAGCUGUAGCCCUUAGAUGUCAGCAGGAGAUGUGAGUCGCCGACUCGGUUCCUUCCCAGCAACAGUCGUAGGAAUGGUGACCAAAUGGCAAUAUGCAACCUGCUGACUCAUUUGGAAAACCUCAAGCAUCUGCAGUGUGGACGUCCCUUUACAGGUUUUGCCACCGAUUUCCUCGUUUCCAUUUCCAGCCGUGUACAUAUCUGGACACGCCUCUCACAACAGUUUCAGACUUCAACUCCAUAUUGUUCCCAAAUGUUGCCUCGCUGUUCUAGACCGGGUUAUUCAAGAGCCGUUGGUACCCGACAGUUGGGCACGCAAAGCAUAUGUGAACAAAUAAGCAUAACCCCCCCCCCGCUCUUUAUAUCCUUUUUCUUUUCCCUUUCCAUUUUAAUAUUACCAAUAAACUUCAGUCGCCACUACCCUGACACGGUAUA
Molecule: messenger RNA, 3732 nt
Organism: Pseudoliparis swirei
Lineage: Eukaryota; Metazoa; Chordata; Actinopteri; Perciformes; Liparidae
Gene: ccnt2a
Product: cyclin T2a
Exons: 10
Coding region: 25-2067 (680 amino acids)
Biological process (GO): positive regulation of DNA-templated transcription, elongation; regulation of transcription by RNA polymerase II
Cellular component (GO): nucleus; cyclin/CDK positive transcription elongation factor complex
Molecular function (GO): cyclin-dependent protein serine/threonine kinase activator activity
Source: RefSeq, a predicted model, not a curated record